UGUUGCACAAUCUUUCCACUUCUGACAAGUUAGUACCGUUUGAGAUUGCCAAUCGCGUGGAAGCUGCACGGAGCAGAUCGUUUGAAUUGAGUCGUAGGGAUACGUUUCGCGGUUCGCUAAUUCUAUAUCGGUUCCGUCGCUGAGUGUCAAUCAAGUGCUUGUUUUUGGAUUCUUCGAGUCGAAAAAGAAAUAAAAUAAUAAGCUGAUUUUACUUAGGAGCAGAUAAAACUUAACGAGCUUUUAAUUGAACAAGUGAUUUAUGACAAAUCUCCACAUUUGACGGAUGAUAUCUGGGGGUAAAAGUGCGCGGUAAGAUCUUUGCUUUGUUGCAGCAGCUGUCGAGUGUGAGUGUGCUAGUUGUGGUUCGCUGACUUGGCGUUGUGGGUUCGAUAACCUUUUCGCGAAAACCUCGUUUCCGCUUGCUGUGUUUCUAGUUAAAGUUGAAGUGCCACGCCAACUGUGACGGAUCAUAAUAAUAAUAAUCCGUUGUUAGCCUAAUGAAAGUAAAACCCAAUCUGUGAAACAUUUUCUCGAAAGUGAUAAACGAAACCCGUUAGGCGGAAACCAACAAAAAAAAAAACCGUCAAAAUUCCGCCUCUAGCAAUAAUGUCGUCAAACGGUGCCGCGCACGACGACGACGAUCUGGACCACGAUCAGGAGAUCAAUGUGGAUGCCGUCGAUUCGGAUUCGAACCACUCGCGGAUGUCGUACAACAGCGCCGCCGGAUGCUCGGACGAGGAGGAUAUCGACUUGGAGGAUGGCAACGGAAGCUCCUGCUGCGAUGAUUCGGAUAUCAUUAGGUACGGGCUAGCGAUUCGUGAUCACCACCACCAUCAGACGGCCACCGGACAGACGACGCGAUCACCAAACGAAGCCCUCUCGUUCAGCAUAUCCCGGCUUCUGGGGAAAUCCUACGAUAGCAGCAACAGCAGCCGGAGUCCUUCCGGUCUAGCCGGUGCCGGCAAAGAUCACCACCACCACCAUCGACGAGAGACCACCGAUUCCGGGGAGCACUCGGACGGCGACGGGGACAGUCCCAAGAGCAACGAGAACCAUCACAUCACGGCCAACGGAGGCCUUCCGUACACCGCCAGUGCCCUGUACAGCUAUCCGAUCUACCCGACGGCGGGCCACGUGCUUCGAGUGCCACCCCAGCGAGGUCCCUGUAAUCCGCUGACCUGGUCUCUGCCUCCGCUACAUCCGGCUGCCCUCGCUCACCAAGCCGUCAAGGAUCGGCUCACCGCAGCGUUCCCCAUCGUGCGCCGGAUCGGCCAUCCGUACCAGAAUCGAACGCCACCGAAGCGGAAAAAACCGCGCACUUCCUUCACCCGGAUCCAGGUGGCUGAGCUGGAGAAGCGGUUUCACAAGCAGAAAUAUCUGGCAUCGGCGGAGCGGGCUGCCCUGGCCCGGGGACUCAAGAUGACCGACGCCCAGGUCAAAACCUGGUUCCAGAACCGGCGGACAAAGUGGAGACGCCAAACGGCCGAAGAACGCGAAGCGGAACGGCAGGCCGCCAACCGGUUGAUGUUGUCCCUGCAGGCGGAAGCGCUGAGCAAAAGUUUUGGCGCCCCACCUCCACCGCCAUCUGGAGCCGGAACGAUUCCCUCGGGGGUGCCAGGAGGCGGAGGUCCAGCCGGGGCCCCCCUGGCCGCCCUACACGGAUUACAGCCGUGGGCCGAGGCACAUACGGCCGGUUGCUGAAACUGAAACUUCAGCCGCUGAUGAUUUAGUUUUUCGGCAUCGAUGAAAACUGAAAAUUCGCCGAAUAGAUUUUGAUAAGGAGAAUAACACAAAUUUUGUGAUAUAUAUAAGAAGCGGGAAGUAGUUUUGACAGCGUUAGUUACAUUUAACAAUUUUCAAAAAAAAAAUCGUGUACAUUUUUGUAAAAAUUAUCACCUUUUUAUCUUAUUGUGUAAGAUAAUGUGACUUUAUUGACUUUAGGAUAAUGUAGGAAAGGUAGAAUUCAGUAGGUUUAGCUUUUGUUACUCAUUGAUUGUACAAACUCAUCCAGCUCACGACAUAAGGACAACAUCUUUACUCUAAGCAGUAUUUUAGGUGGAAACCAUCUAGCUGAGAAUUUAUAAACAAACAAAAAUAACACCCAAAAGCAGCCGCAGUAGCAAUAACAGCAAGAAUAAUCAACAUCAAACCCGCCCCUGCCUAGAAAAUUCCCGUAUACAUGUACAAAUAAUUACAGUAAGCACACUCACAAUAACUAACCUUACUAUAAACAACAAAGCAACAAAAUAAAUCUAGAAGAUUUGAAAAAUUAACAAAUCAGCAAUCAUUUUAUUUAAGUUUUUUUAACUCACGCCUAUCGAAUAAAAAAAACGGAAAUCUUUUGUAGCCGAUUGAAAUAAUAAACAUAAACGGUACCAGCAAAAAAUAAAAGACAUAAUUAAAUAAAUUACCUGUAAGAAACAUGAGAAAAACAACUCAGAAAAUCUCAGCCGAGCGUCUCGAAAGUGGAAAACAAGUCCCCAUAAGCAAAACACACAAAUUAAUAAAGGAGGAGACACACAUUUGUACAUACAGAUAAAGUUAUGAAGGAAAGCAAAAUUAAAACACAUUAACUCAACCCAUAAAGAGACUCACAUUUUCUGGAGAAUUAAUUCGAA
Uranotaenia lowii is the source of this 2618-nucleotide messenger RNA. It is a transcript of the gene C15, whose product is annotated as T-cell leukemia homeobox protein 3. Gene Ontology annotation, cellular component: nucleus. The record is from RefSeq and is a predicted model, not a curated record. Gene Ontology annotation, biological process: animal organ development; regulation of transcription by RNA polymerase II. Bases 607 to 1701 code for a protein of 364 amino acids. The transcript is spliced from 4 exons. Gene Ontology annotation, molecular function: RNA polymerase II cis-regulatory region sequence-specific DNA binding; DNA-binding transcription factor activity, RNA polymerase II-specific. NCBI's taxonomy places the organism in Eukaryota, Metazoa, Arthropoda, Insecta, Diptera, Culicidae.